Messenger RNA from Dimorphilus gyrociliatus, 5652 nucleotides. The record is from the annotation of a GenBank genome assembly. NCBI's taxonomy places the organism in Eukaryota, Metazoa, Annelida, Polychaeta, Dinophilidae.
AGACGUAAUGUAUUCAUUGUAACAAAAGAAGAUAUAAAGUUUUAUUGAGGAUUGGAAUUAAUUAUCGCCUCACAAGAGAGAGAGAGGGAGAGAGAGAAAGAAAGAGCUAUAAAGAGAGUGAAAAACAGAGGCGUAGAGUGAAAAGCUAUUGAUUUUGUUCGGUGACAAGUAUAUACUGUCACGUACAGGUAGUUUUACCAUAAAUUCCAUUAUUUUAUUCUAUACAAUAGACAAUACAAGAUAUUAUCUAGACUAUAGAAAAUAUAUAUAAAUAAUGAAUUAGGCAAAAUAUUCUUCUUUUGCUGUUUUAUUUAAAGAUCCUAACUAGCUUUUAAUGACUACUGUACGUCAGCAGAAGAGAGAGAAUAGUGCCUUCUUACAAUUUUACGCGUAUGGUAGAGAUUAUGAUUAAUACAAUUUAUAAUAAAAUAUUUCCUUAAUCUGUAAUUAUUGCCUACGAAACUGUUUCAUUAACGUAUCCUUUCUGCACAUCUACCCCUCGUGGUAUACAAGGGUAAAUGUGAGUGUAUUUGUAGACCUCUAUUUAUAAACCUGCUCUCUAUUAUUAAUACUCUGUUCUUUUUCGUUGUAUUAUCGCUAUAAGCUGAUGAAUAAGUGCAUCAACGAAAUCAUGUGUAGUUAUUUUGAUAUUGAUAUGUAGUUAAAGACUAAAUUCCGUAUCAUUUUAUAAUAUCCCGCCAAAAAACACCAUGUUAUGCAACCUUGACCUUGAUUGUGGGACUUAAGGGUUAACUGGAAUCGAUAAGAUAUUUGUUUCAUCUACAGCAACAUAUCUCGCAGCUUACCUGGGAAAUUGAUAAAUUUUUAGUGAUUUUUGAAAUUUAAACUACCGCAUCAAGAUGUCUUCUAUGUGGCAUUCGUUAACGAAUAAAGAGCUUAGGGACGCAGGAUUCGACGAUCAGAAAAUAAUAGAACAUGCAGUUUGUCAAUCUACAACUUCCUUAGAAGGUAAAGUCACAAUUGUAACUGGGGGAAAUUCAGGUAUUGGAAAAGAAAGUGUUCGCGAUUUUGUUAGGAGAGGAGCAAAAGUAAUUUUAGCUUGCAGAAAUUUAGAACGGGGCAAUGAUGCAAAGACUGCUAUUGAACAAGAUACGGGAAUAUAUGGCAAGAUAAAAACGAUGCAACUUGAUUUAUCAUCAAUGAAAAGUGUAAGAAAGUUUGCUGAUGAAUACAAACAAGAGGAAGAAAGAUUAGAUAUUUUGUUAAAUAAUGCUGGUAUGAUGAAACCAACAUCGAAAAGCACUCAAGACGGCUUUGAAACUAUAAUGGCGACCAAUCACUUAGGUCAUUUCCUCUUAACCAAUCUAUUAAUGGAAUUGCUAAUAAAGUGUGCCCCAAGUCGUAUUGUGAACGUAUCUUCAACAGCUCAUUAUUCAGGAACUGAUAUGAUGUUUAACGACUUCCACGUUAAAAGAGGAUGUUGUAGACCCAGCACUUACUUCUUGUAUAGUAGAAGUAAAGCUGCGAAUGUUAUGUUCACAAGAGAAUUACACAGAAGAUUUUCAGAAUCUGGAGUUACAUCGUAUUCAUGUCAUCCGGGCAUAGUAAAAACUAAUUUAACCAGUACCAUAUCCUGCGGUGAUGAUUGUUGUUUUUUAUUCUUCACAAAAUGUUUAUUAAAUCCGGAUCGUAUUAGUUACGUUAAAACUGCUACUCAGGGUGCUCAGACUCCGAUCUACUGCUGUGUUCAAUCCGGUAUAGAGUCAGAAUCAGGAUCUUAUUUCAUGGAAUGCAAGCCAAGAAAAGCUGCAAAGUAUUGCCAAAAUGAUAGAGUUUGCAAUGAAUUGUGGAACAUAAGCAGUGAAAUUGUUGGCCUUAAUAGUUAUUAAUUAAUAAUUACUUGUAUACUGUAUAGUACAAAUUGAUUAUGUUAACUUUAAAAUGCCUUAAACGUUCUUUUUUCAGUUUUGAACUAACUAAUUCUUUAGUUUCUCUCAUAUGAACGAUUCUUUUAAUUAUGCUUGUUGAAAUUCAUAACGAUUGCUACUAAUUGAAAGACCAAACAAAUAAAUGUCCGACGUAUUUAAACUGCGUUGCAAAUUUGUAAAUGUAUUUUAAUACAAAAGAACUCAUUUUAUAUCUUGGCUUUUAGAGGUGAUAUGGAUAAUCGAUUAACGGAUAUAUAAACUUACUUAGGUUUCUUUGGUUAUAUUUACAAAUAAUGCUUUAUAUAAAAUAACCCUCACAAAUCUUUUUAUUACUUUUCAAAAUGCAACUUACAGAACUGCACUGCCUCAUACACACACGACUGAUAUCUUCUUAAAGAUGAACUUUCGAGAACAGUAUACGUGGAGUAUCAAAAAAAAAAAAUCUUCAAUAUGAAGCGCUCCAAACCUAAUCGAGUCAUAUUUUAAAAGAAAACAGAAAACAACAACUGAGACGUGCUUAUUACAGAUGCUUCACAAACGAAUUGUGACAGGACUUUUGAGGAAGAACAUAAUCUGCUAUCAUAAACUGGUUCGAAACUGUAAACGCUGGUGAGUUCAUAGGUUGAGGCAGGGGUUGGCGACCAAUGCUUAUCGCCGCCGCUGGUAUAGAUCCAGGAUUGAUAGGAACAGAACUCGUUAUUUCCGAAACAGCAUUUCCAUCCGGUGGUGGUGCUGGGAUAAGGUUACAUAAAAUCUGCUGUUCUGCAGAAGAAUUCUGGGUUGUCCAGUAUUGUUCGGUAGGACUUGUAUUGGUUGUAUGAGGUGGAGCGGCAACAGCUUGGCCAGUGUACCUAAAAUAUGGGUUCUUCAAGUCCAGAGUGUUGCUAGCCACCAUUGCACCAUUUGGAGCCAUUAACUCCAAAUCAACGUCAUAGCUUUGUCUCUUAUUAGCUGAUAAAAUAACUCUUCCUGCCAAUGAAUCUCCACUUUUCAGAAAUAUUGGUUGAGGAAUCAAGCAUCUGACCUGAUACCAAUGUGUUAGUGGUUCCGAUGGAGCAGUCGAUAGCCAAACAGGACCUUCUUGCUCUGCCUUACUUCCAGAAAAGGCCACAUCGAACCAAAAGGCUAAACCAUGACAUGUUCCAGAUUGGUUUAUCGUAAAAGAAACAGGAAUAUCAAUAUGAUGUAAAUCCUCUUCUUCUGUAUUCCCAAAAUUAACAGUGUGUUUGAAGGACUUAGCUAGGCAAAUUCUCGGAUCGAAUGUGUCAACUAUGGGUUGACAAAAAUAUUCUGACAAUGCUGCUUGCUGCAAACUCGACAGAUUUACUCCGUGAAAGCUUGUCUGACACCAAAAGUUAGCCUUGCUAAAUUGCUCAGAGUAGAGAGCAUCAUCCAUAAAAGGCGCUAUGUGCAAAUGUGCUUCCGAUGGAAACAUUCGUCCUCCGCUCUUUAACCAUUUCUUCGCGUGCAAGAAUGUUUCCAACAUACGUUCGUUAAACAACAUGUAGCCCAUAGGCUCCGAGAUAAUAAUAUCAACACUUUCUGGUAAUUCUAUUUCUUCUAUCUUUCCAGAGAGAACAGUUAUUUUAUCGCUCUGGUUAUUAUUUUUAACCAAUUCUCUACAAUGUUGGGCCAUAGACGAUGCCUCGACGGCAUAAACUUUCCUAGCACCAGCUUGUACUGCAAAAAAUGAUAAAAUUCCAGAUCCUGCUCCUACAUCCAAAACAACCUUUCCCAUAAAAUCUUCAUUACUAUUUAGCAUUGCCUUUUGAUAGGUACUUGUUCGUAUAAAAUCUUGCAUCAUAUUUUGUUGUUGUGCUAAGUAUCCGUAAAACUGAAAAUAUUGGCUCGCAGAAGUUUCUUCAGUUCGAAGUUUGAACACCGAAUUAGUUUUCUGAGAAAUAGCUCGUUUCACAUUGUCAUAAAACGAUAUUAAAUCUGUUGAGAUAUUAAAAGUGUAACCAAUAUAAUACAUGUAUCAUACAUUAAAUUAAAAUCGUAGACAAUUUCACAAGGAAUGACAUUCUAACUUUAGAAUGUCCGAAUCAAUUAGCUAUUUUUUAUUCACCUAACCCGUUUCAAAUUUAAUCGAUGAGCAAUUAAAUUAUUCGCUACAUAAUUUAUAAAAAAAAAAUGUUAAGAAAGUUACUUUUAUUAUAAAAUAAAGAAAUAAUUACUGUUAAAAAUAUUCAUUGUGACUUCCACACUCACUCAGCUAAAAAUACAUGAUUGACUCACGGUUGUUUUACUAAUAAGUAGCUCAAAUAACUAACUAACAUUUCAUAGAAUAAUAUCUUGCCAAGUCUGGCAUUAGGCUUCUAAACUGAAUUUGAAUAGCAAGUAAAGUGGGUAUGCUUGUCUUGAUAUGCCUGAUAAAUUUUAGCCUUUAAAAUUUAACGUUUCCGCCUGGUGGCUCUUUACUAAACUAACAGCUACGGAGAUUUUGAUACCUCUUUAUUACAAAGUGCACUACUUUCAGAGCCUGUUGAUAGAUUCUCUUAAAGUUUAUCAAUACUAACCAUUUUCAGCUUGAAACUUCAGGCUUAUGCCUUUCUCUUCAAAACUUACAACUGCCGAAUUUUUGCCAAUUUUGCAUAUUUCUGUGGUUUUGUCGAUAAACCCAAUUUCUGCUGGAUCUCCAGUACCUGAAAUAAUUUUCGAAGGAUCUAUUAAAAAAUUAGACAUUUGUUGAUUGAUUCAUUCCCUUUACAAAAAAACACAUUUUUAUUAGUCUCUGUAAAUGAUUUGAGUCUUUAUAUCUCUUUUAUAGCAAAUAAGGUUCAACAUUUGGACCUGAUGAUAAAGUUAGAGCAAUCUAUUAUUUCACGUUUGGAAGAGAAUUAUCGUGGCUUCAAUAACUUGAUAUUUUAAGAAUAUUUUAUGAAUCUGAUUGUUAAUUCAAUUAAUCACAAGUAUAAUAAAUAUUAUAUCUACCACUAAUUUAUAUUUGAAGAACUGAGUUUUUUUUGUAUGCUCAAUUUUGCUCAAGAACUCAAUUAAUUAAUAUCUCUGGGACUCUGUAUUUCCAAAGCUCAGCUCUGUAUUAUUAAAAUACACAGAAUUUCGAAUUAAAGAACUUUCAGAAAUUUUCAAUAUAUUCUUCCAUUCGCUAAAAAUGUUUGACAUGUCAGAUUGAGUGUGAUUGCAUCUGAAUCGAAUUAAAAACGCUGAAUACGUCGGUACAACGACCAGCAGUCAACGUUUAUUCAAACACUAUGUGUGUUGUGCUUAAACCAAGAGUCAAUUAUCAUUCGCUUCAUUUUCUUUUAGGACGAGUCUAUUUUUUUUUUAAAUUUUCCAUUUAAUAAGUCUCUUAUUAUAAAAAAAGAUAGUAAAGAUAUCAUUACUCAAUCAUAUUCUAGGAAAAGAAAAUUUAUGAAUAGUUUUAAAAAAACCGGUCAUGCGUUUACUUUCACCAAAAACGUUUUUAUUUUUUGAUAAAUUUCUAAUAAACUAACCAUUUUUAGCAAACACUCUAAAGCCAGUCGAACUUUCCUGUAACAGUAUAUUAACUGCGACAGGCAAGGAUGCAGAUACUGAUUCUCUUUCUUCUAAACUGGUCAACAAAACGCCUUCAUAGAGCUUCUUGUCUUUAGUCGCCAUUUUUAUCGCACUUGAAAAUGAGACUGUCCCGCUUAAAAACUGGUAUUUGUCUGAUUUAAUUUAUACAUUUUUCCUCACUGAAAUCCAUACGUUUUUUAUUCUUAUUUAAUCAAUGCACCAAAAAAAAUAAUAAAUUGGAUAUAGAGAAGAGUUAUCUUCG